ACAGAUCAUAGAUGGUACCAACGUCUCAGUUUUGCUUGAUGCAUGGUUAUCACAAAUUAUCAAAUAUAUUUAUAUGUAUAUAAUCGUAUCAUUGCUUGAAGCAUUUAUGAUUACUGUACAAUAGAUUGCGAGAUAUAGGUUUUUCGAAUUUAAUGUGCGAGUGAAUUUCUGCCGGAAACUCGCGAAACAUGACGAGUGCCGUAAUAACAGAUGUACAGCAACCCGAUUAUCCCAAGUAUCAAAGACAGGGAGGACUGGAGUUGACUCCAGAGGAGAUAAACGCCUUACGUCAAUGUAUGAAAAACUCGAGUAUUCUUGCGCCGUCAAUCAUCUCUGCAGCCAUAGGAUAUGGGAUAUGUAAGAUAACUCCAUUUCGCGCAAAUGCCAAAUAUGUCGCCAUAGUCAGUGGCGUGGUAGGUCUGAUAACAGGUAGAAUAAGCGCUGCCAAAUCGUGUCUGACAAAAGUCGCUUCCAUGCCGAAUAGUACUCUUCGAGACAGAAUGAUGGAAUCGGGUUAUUUUGGAAAUGUUGCUCCUCAGAGAGAGACAUUAUAUUAUCGAGGUUCUCAAUCAUACGAUACAUAUUCCAGUAUCAAUCCAGAUAACAGUGAUUUCAAUGUCUCCGAGGAUACGGAUUUGUCCGAACCGAUAAAUAUACAAAAAGGGGUCAGUUACGAAGAAUUGAGGCAUCAAAAUAGAGAUGAGUUCUAUAAGAAACAUAAACAGUGGUAUACUCCCAAAACAAGAGAAUUUCCAGUGAAAGAGACAAGCGAACAGGUUCCCACAACCAGUACCAGUAACCGAUCACCAAUGCAAGAGAAAACUAAAUACGGUGACGUGUGGGAUUGAAAUUUAAUUUCGUUGGAGGAUAGAGUUUGAUGAUCUUCGCGUAUUAUGAAUAUUAUAUGUAUAUAUAUCAAUAGAUGGCACUGCAAAUGUGAUAAGAGAGUUCGAAUUUUACUAAAAAUAUGAAUAAAAUAAACGAUAAAUAAAUCACG
Messenger RNA from Acromyrmex echinatior (Panamanian leafcutter ant), 997 nucleotides. RefSeq lists its product as hypothetical. Gene Ontology annotation, cellular component: endosome. The record is from RefSeq and is a predicted model, not a curated record. NCBI's taxonomy places the organism in Eukaryota, Metazoa, Arthropoda, Insecta, Hymenoptera, Formicidae.